Messenger RNA from Neurospora hispaniola, 837 nucleotides. RefSeq lists its product as uncharacterized. The record is from RefSeq and is a predicted model, not a curated record. Lineage: Eukaryota; Fungi; Ascomycota; Sordariomycetes; Sordariales; Sordariaceae. The transcript is spliced from 2 exons. The coding region runs from base 1 to 837 and encodes 278 amino acids.
AUGGAAACUUCACAAUUAGGCCAGUCGGAAGGGCCUCCUUACCCCUCGUUCAAGGAGCUUAAAUACGAGGAUGUACGUGUUCGCUUCUCUCCCGCUACCGAGCGACUCUUUUGGGAGCUUGAUGGUGUCUUCCCCACCGCGAUAUCCGUGAUGAAGGACAAGCGCGGUGCAAAGGAUGAUCUGGAACCAUUCUUCCGAUCAGACACUGGCACAUGGCACGAGAUCUCACAGCUGCCCCUUACCGAACCAAAGGUCUCGGCUCUUGAGGUUUCAGUCCACGACGUCAAUGAAUUGGAGUACCGUUGGAUGCGUUGCCAUGAGGACCACGAUAUGCCCCAGGACCUCUAUGGUCAAGAAUACGUCACCUACGGAGAUCUUGACGACGAUAUCCGGCCUUACGCGAAGGAACCCAAGGAGGACGGCAGCUGGGAGGAGGACUCGGACACAGAGUUUCUCAUCAAGUGCUGUGGAGAGGACAGACCGCUUGGGAAGAGAGAGCUGGAAUUGGUGGUUACGGCUUCUCAAUCAGCAGGCAGCGAAUCCUUUGUUACAAUCCGUGACUUUGUUAGUGCCGUUCAUCCCUGGGUUAUGAGCAUGCGCGGAGAUAUCCUUAGAGCGAAGGAUCUCUCAUAUGAGAAUGCCCAUAUACCGGCGGAGGAAUACGAAUGGAUGGUAAAGGUGAAAUACCAUUGUGUGGAACCACUCGAGAUAUGGGAAAAAAGGGAUUGGGUUGAGAGCCAUAGCCCGCCUGGUCCUCGAAGGCAUCCUCUACCUCCCUCGUUGGUAGCGAUCCUCGAGCAGAGACGUGUAAUAAGGGAAGCGGGCAUUCUAUUAUAG